Molecule: messenger RNA, 378 nt
Organism: Brenthis ino (lesser marbled fritillary)
Lineage: Eukaryota; Metazoa; Arthropoda; Insecta; Lepidoptera; Nymphalidae
Source: the annotation of a GenBank genome assembly
AUGGCUGAAUUUCAAGAAAAUUUAAAUUCUUCAGUGUCUGUGACAAGUUCUCCUUCAGCUAUUGCAAUUCAGUUCAGUACUUUCCACUCAUUUGUAUUAUCUGCGCUUGAGGGACUCCAACUAGAAGUUCAGCUUCUAACUAAGCAAUAUGACAGCAUGGAAAUGCGGAGUAGAAGGAAAAUCCUGUUAGUGCACGGUGUUCAAGAGAAAAGAAAAGAAGAUACAGCCUUUUUAGUGCUAAAGGCGUCGUCACAACACUUUAAAAUGCCAGAUCUCUCAUUAGAUAAUGUGAGCAGAUAUCAGCGUAUUGGAACACCAUCAGUAGAGAAGUCGAGACCCAUAUUAAUUAAGUUCAAGGAUCAGUCAGUCAUCCUUGAA